Molecule: messenger RNA, 2090 nt
Organism: Nematolebias whitei (Rio pearlfish)
Lineage: Eukaryota; Metazoa; Chordata; Actinopteri; Cyprinodontiformes; Rivulidae
Product: transcriptional coactivator YAP1
Exons: 9
Coding region: 229-1395 (388 amino acids)
Biological process (GO): positive regulation of transcription by RNA polymerase II; hippo signaling
Cellular component (GO): nucleus; cytoplasm
Molecular function (GO): transcription corepressor activity; protein binding; transcription coactivator activity
Source: RefSeq, a predicted model, not a curated record
AAGUUUACAACAAGUCUCCGGGUGAGACCAGUUUCUCAUGUGCGCGUGCAGAGGUGUGCAUGUUUUAACUUCGACGCGCGGCGCGUGGAAAGGCGUCCCGUGGAGGGUUUUUAGUCUCGGGCCGUGGACGAGUUUUGUCCCGCAGGAGAGCCAAGGAGAGAGGGGGAGUAGGGGGAGACGCUGCGGCUGCUUGAAGAUUUCUGCUUCGUGACUAAACUUUUCGGCGACAUGGACGCGCACCGCGGCGGCGCGCCCCCGGCGGGGCAGCAGGUCGUGCACGUGCGCGGGGACUCAAAGACGGAGCUGGAGGCCCUCUUCAGCGCCGUGAUGAACCCGAGCAAGGCGGCCCGGCAGCCGCAGUCUCUGCCCAUGAGGAAGAGGAAGCUGCCGGACUCCUUCUUCAAGCCGCCGGAGCCCCGGGGCCACUCCAGACAAGCCAGUUCAGAUGGAGGUGUGUGUGGCUCGCUCGCUCCUCAUCACGUCCGUGCUCAUUCCUCCCCGGCCUCCCUCCCCGUCAACUCCCUCACCGCUCAAGCAGAUGCAGAUGUAGCCACCUCACCGAUAUUACCUGAUGAUGUGCCACUCCCAGACGGUUGGGAAAUGGCCAAAACGCCUACUGGCCAACGGUACUUCAUCAAUCACCUGCAGAAGACAACCACGUGGCAGGACCCCCGACUCUCACAGCUUCAGUCGGCUGCAGCACAGCAUCAAAUCUCCUGCGCCCCGGUUCACGCCCACUCCUUCAGCAAUCCAGCACCCACAACGCAACCCCAACCAAUCAGUCAAGAGACAGGUCCGCUGCCUGAAGGCUGGGAGCAGGCUGCGACUGCAGAUGGAGAGGUGUACUACAUCGAUCACAUAAAUAAGAUCACCACGUGGGUCGACCCGCGGCUAGCUCAGAAGAUGAACCCUGGCAUUCUUGGCUUGCAGCAAAGGCAGGAGAAGGAAAGACUCCGACUCAAGCAAGGCAUGCCUCCUCAGAUCACAGCCCAGGAGGCAACAGGAAGGAGUCAGAUGUCCGGGGCCAUGGACCAUGACAGAAGCGCGCAAAUGCUCGUCCCAUCAGUGGACGUCAGAAUCAGAGUCCUGAACCAAGAACCGACACUUAAUGGGGCUCAUUCUCGUAACGAGAGCACAGACAGCGGUCUGAGCGUCAGCAGCCUCCCACGCACGUCAGACCACAUGUUGAGCUCCGUGGAUCAUAUGGAUACCGGAGACUCCAGUGAGCCCCCGUCAGUGAGCAUGCAGGAGUCCAUGUCCGUGAUGCCGAUAACCGAAGGCGAGGAGCUGAUGCCCUGCAUCCCCGACGGGCUGAACUCGGACCUUCUGAUGGACAUGGAGACGGUGCUCUCGGGACCGCACAUGGACAGAGACAGCCUUCUCACCUGGCUAUAGACGCAGGUUAGCACUGCUCAAAGUGUGGGUAAACGUCCAGUUUCAUAACAUGAAUUCUGGAGGAUUUUUGGACUCAAAGGUGGUUCAGAGCAACAAAGAAACUGCUUCUGUUGAGUGAUGGAUAUCUGACAUGACUCACUCCUUGAUGGAUGACAGAAAGACUUUCAGGAGGUGGUAAGCUGCUGGUUUUCUUGGUUUAUGCUUUAAAACCAGAAAAAUUAUGAUAUUUUCAGUUUCUCUGGUCUUUUCACUUCCCGACCAUCACCUGUUUUGUCUGAAUAUCACAGGUACAUUCAGAGAGCAGAUUUUUACUAAAUCUUAUAACCUUUUUAUCAAAGUCAAGUCGAGAAAAGUAUUUUUUAAUUUCCGUUACGAUAAUCUGAAUGUCACAAAAAGAGCUUUUAAAAUAAAAUUACAGCAGGAAUAGUCACGUCUAGUUCUACUACCUCUAAACAUCAGUAACCUGUGAUUUUUGUUGUUCAUGAUCACAGCUGGGAUUAAAAGUCAUUUGAAAAACUUCGAUGGUGACGAGCACAGACUCAAAUAUUUUUGAAGAUGAACACUACAUUAGUUGCAUAUAAAACUCGAUGCAUGACACGUGGUACCUCGUUCUGACCAAGAACAGAACCAGAGACUCUGCAACCCGUCAAUUAUAGAAGCUCGUAAAUAAAAAAAAAAAAGGUAUUUAAAGUGUU